AUGGCGAUGCUGGCGUCCAAAUCUCCUUUCCCGCCGUCUCUCGGUGGCCAGACGUCAUCCCCGUCUCUCAUAGCAACGGCUCCUGUACCCUCUAUUGCCUAUGCCCCCACGCGGCGUGCACCUGCAGUCCCGACUACCUCGAGCCAGUCCUUUGCCAGCCCGACGGACUCGGAGUUUUCCGACGCAGACAGCCCCGAUGCCGUGAAGAACUGGGAUGAGGACCGGGUGUGUGAGUAUCUGCGGACCGUCAAAUGCGGCGAGUAUGAGAAGAUCUUCCGGAAAAACAACAUCAACGGCGAGAAUUUGCUGGAGAUGGACAAGGAUGUGCUCAAGGAAAUGGGCAUCGACAAAGUCGGCGACCGUGUCCGCCUGUUUCUCAGCAUAAAGAAGCUGCGCACCAAGACGUAUGCCAACCAGAAGAAGCGGAAUAGGGAAUCUUUUGGUGGGCUCGACAUUCAGUAUGUCCCAUCGGCCGGGUCUCCCCGACCGCUCAACUCUUCCAGCAUGAGAAACGCCAUGUCGGCGUCCUCUGUGAACAAAAGAUACUCCCGCCAGAUUGAUCUGUCCUCGAUGGCAUUCGACAGUUCCUCCACAAGACCGAGCUCUCCGAUGAACAGUGCUGAGCACGUUCGAUCUGCUCGGGCCAGAUACCCGGCCGGUGCCCCGGGCUACCCCGGCGCAGCAUCGGCCCCAGUGUCUGGCCGGUUUCCGACAUCCCCGCCAGAUACGCAGACUGUUCGGCUGACGGCCGCUCACACCCGGAACAACUCUAGCAUGGACGGUUCUCUGAUGGCCGCUUUGCCGCAGAACCAGGAUGUCAUCCGUGUCAUCUCGACGGGCGGCGUAACAAAGGUUGUCAAGAUCGCCGACUGCAAGACUUGCGAGGAGGUCAUGCGUGUGACCCUGCGCAAGUUUGCCCUGCGUGAGGACCACGAGCGGAACUACUGUUUCUGGGUGUUGGCCGGCAUCGAUCCAGACCCAGGCCAGUGCAUCCGGCUCAGCGACACGGAACUGUGGCGCAUAAUCAAGGACCAGAAGCGGCCUGAGAGAAACCGCCUGAUUCUGCGCCGGGUUCCCGCUGGGGAGCCUGGGAAGUCCGAGCUGGACCGGGCAGCGGCCAUCGCCAUGGAGGAGAAGCAGCAAAACAUCAGCCAGAGCUACAAGUCGGUCGACAAGCGCAGCCAGCUGAAGGUGCAGAAGGUGCUCGGCGAGACGUGGGACAACCUGCAGCAGAUCCAGCAGCCGCCGCUUUCACCGGUCACGUACCAGGAUCGUGAACGCAAUGUGAGCAACGCGGCGCGGGACCUGGAGCGGCCAGCUCCGGCCGAGACGCCACGCCCGGCUGUGCGAAGGAAGGUGGCGCUGCGGCAGUUUGGAGGCCUGCGGCCUCCAAGCGAGCUCAUUGCGUCCGACCUGACCACGUACUUCCCAGACCACCCACGGGAGGACAUUGAUCGCACGGCACGUCUGUCGAUGCGGAGGUCGGCGCGACUGAGCAAGGUGAACAGCCGUCUCAGUGUGGCGAGCACGAUCAGCUUCGCCUCGAGCAUACAGGACGCGCCGCCCAUUCCGACGAUUGCCGACAGCUGGCUCAACGCCACGAGCCAGCUCGCCAAGGUGCAGUCGCGCGACCAACGCACCAUGAGCCGGCUGCCACAUGCAUUCCGGGACUCGGUUGCGUCCUCGGUGCUCGACACGCUGCAGGAAGAACAGUCUCCGCUGGAGCCCAACCGCAAGUCGUAUGUCUCGUACGCAGACAGCGGGUCGGACUCGGCCGCAGUCAGCGUGACCGACCCCGACGGCAAUCUGGUGCGGCACAGCUUCUACGACGACACGGGCGCCAGCGUGUCCGGGUCUGGCUCGCUAGCAGAAGUCAGCCAGGCGCUGGACGAAGACGGCGAGGGGGCAGACGAGGAGCUGCAAAGCUUCCUGGCCGGCGAGUCAUGGGACGAGAGCAAGUGGAUGAAGGGAGCACUGAUCGGCCAAGGCUCGUUCGGUUGCGUCUAUCUGGCUUUGCAUGCGGUGACGGGCGAGCUGCUCGCCGUCAAGCAGGUGGAAAUGCCGUCUCCCGGUGCAAACAGCCAGACGGAUGCUCGCAAGAAGAGCAUGAUCGACGCGCUGAAGCGCGAGAUCAGCCUGCUGCGGGAGCUGCGCCACUCCAACAUUGUACAGUAUCUAGGCUGUGGUUCCUCGUCCGAGUAUCUCAACAUUUUUCUCGAGUAUGUGGCCGGUGGCUCGGUGCAGACGAUGCUCAAUUCGUAUGGCGCAUUGCCAGAGCCACUGGUGCGCAGCUUUGUGCGGCAGAUCCUGCAAGGCCUGUCGUACCUGCACAACCGCGACAUCAUUCACCGCGACAUCAAGGGCGCCAACAUCCUCGUGGACAACAAGGGCACGAUCAAGAUUUCCGAUUUUGGUAUCUCCAAGAAGCUGGAGGCCACCAACAUUCUGAAUGGGGCCAACAACAACAAGCACCGGCCAUCGCUGCAGGGCUCCGUGUUCUGGAUGGCGCCCGAGGUGGUCAAGCAGACGAGCUACACGCGCAAGGCAGACAUCUGGUCGCUGGGCUGUCUCGUUGUGGAGAUGAUGACGGGCACGCACCCGUUCCCCGACUGCACGCAGCUGCAGGCGAUCUUCAAGAUUGGUGGAAGCAAGGCUGCCCCGACGAUUCCGGAUCAUGCCAGCGAGGAGGGUCAGCUGUUCCUCAGCCAGACGUUUGAGAUCGACCACAACAAACGGCCCAGUGCGGACGACUUGCUAGUAAGCCCUUUCUUGGAGCCCAUCACAUGA
This is a messenger RNA of Grosmannia clavigera kw1407, 2787 nucleotides long. Its product is annotated as map kinase kinase kinase. Gene Ontology annotation, molecular function: protein kinase activity; protein binding; ATP binding. The coding region runs from base 1 to 2787 and encodes 928 amino acids. NCBI's taxonomy places the organism in Eukaryota, Fungi, Ascomycota, Sordariomycetes, Ophiostomatales, Ophiostomataceae. The record is from RefSeq and is a predicted model, not a curated record. The transcript has 2 exons. Gene Ontology annotation, biological process: protein phosphorylation; signal transduction.